This is a messenger RNA of Sitophilus oryzae (rice weevil), 669 nucleotides long. RefSeq lists its product as uncharacterized. The transcript has a single exon. The coding region runs from base 1 to 669 and encodes 222 amino acids. Lineage: Eukaryota; Metazoa; Arthropoda; Insecta; Coleoptera; Curculionidae. The record is from RefSeq and is a predicted model, not a curated record.
AUGGGGUAUAGGAGGGACGCAGAACAACAUGGUGUGCCCCAAACAACUUUAGAAAGAUAUGUCGCGAAAAAAAGAAAGGAUCAACAAAACUUUGUUGUUGAUAAAUCUGUUGGAAAAUUUCGCAGCGUUUUUUCACAAGAACAGGAGAUAGAACUUGUAAAACUUGUAGACUAUUUAAAAUCUAUGGAAUCAAGACUUUUUGGAUUAACCAUGAUUGACUUUAGACGUCUGGCUUUUCAAUUAGCUAUACGAAAUCAGUGUCAACAUAAAUUUAAUGCUGCAUCUGAAAUGGCUGGCAAGGAUUGGAUGCAAUGUUUUUUAAAACGCCACCCUACUUUGACGCUGCGAAAACCAGAAUCAACUACUGGAGCUCGAGCUAUGGGAUUUAAUAAGGUUGCGGUAGCACAAUUUUUCCACCUUCUUUUGGAAACAGUAGACAAAUAUAAGCUAGCUGGUGAACACAUUUAUAACUGUGAUGAAACGGGGUUGACUGUGAAUCCAAAGGGCCAUACCAAAAUCUUAGCCUUGAAAGGAAAGCUUCAGGUUGGCACCCUAACUUCCGCCGAACGAGGAGAAACCAUAACUGCUGAAAUCUGUUUUUCUGCUGCUGGAGCAUACAUGCCCACCUAUGCUUAUUUUUCCAAGAAAACGGAAGCAACAGUCAUUUGA